Molecule: messenger RNA, 865 nt
Organism: Corythoichthys intestinalis (scribbled pipefish)
Lineage: Eukaryota; Metazoa; Chordata; Actinopteri; Syngnathiformes; Syngnathidae
Gene: bud31
Product: BUD31 homolog
Exons: 4
Coding region: 110-544 (144 amino acids)
Biological process (GO): mRNA splicing, via spliceosome
Cellular component (GO): spliceosomal complex; nucleus
Source: RefSeq, a predicted model, not a curated record
AGCUUUCAAUGGACCCCGAUGACGGCUAACUCAAGGGCCUCAAACGGUUUGCGACCCAAACAGGAAAACAUUCGGAUCCUCAGGUCGAUUUCAGACAAAUUGUGGGAAAAUGCCAAAAGUUAAGAGAAGUCGUAAGCCACCUCCAGACGGCUGGGAACUCAUUGAGCCUACUUUGGAUGAGUUGGAUCAAAAAAUGAGGGAAGCUGAAACGGAACCUCAUGAGGGUAAAAGAAAAGUGGAAGCGCUUUGGCCGAUUUUCAGACUGCAUCAUCAGCGGAGCCGAUACAUCUACGAUCUGUUCUUCAAACGAAAGGCUAUCAGCAGAGAGCUGUACGAAUAUUGCAUCAAAGAAGGUUACGCUGACAAGAACCUGAUUGCCAAGUGGAAGAAGCAGGGCUAUGAGAACCUUUGCUGCCUCCGUUGCAUCCAGACACGAGACACCAACUUUGGAACUAACUGUAUUUGCAGAGUUCCAAAAAGCAAGCUGGAAGUUGGAAGGAUCAUUGAAUGCACCCACUGUGGAUGCAGAGGAUGUUCAGGUUAAGUGUAGGACAUCAACACUUGUCUAGCCUCCAUCUUUGCUGUCACACCUGCUUCAAAAAUGUUUCCUUAUUUUGGACAACGUCAUUCCCAACAGUCGUAACCGGCUCAGUUCACUGAAAGGGGCCUUUCUGUAUUUGCUACAGCUGUUUUUAUGACUGUUUUAUUGUCUAAAACCCUUAUCUUCAAUACCUCUGAAGAUUGUUGUCUUUAAGUGUUUCAGUAGUGAUCUGUGUUUUCAUUCAAAGAGAGCGGGAUGUGAAUUGAUUUUUGUUUUUAAAACCUCUUUUGUUGGGGAUAAUUUGAAUAAAAGUUCUGAAUAACC